Molecule: messenger RNA, 2810 nt
Organism: Lytechinus variegatus (green sea urchin)
Lineage: Eukaryota; Metazoa; Echinodermata; Echinoidea; Temnopleuroida; Toxopneustidae
Product: G-protein coupled receptor GRL101-like
Exons: 12
Coding region: 110-2281 (723 amino acids)
Biological process (GO): G protein-coupled receptor signaling pathway
Cellular component (GO): membrane
Molecular function (GO): protein binding; G protein-coupled receptor activity
Source: RefSeq, a predicted model, not a curated record
UUCUAUCACGAGCAACUGAUCUACACUUGUCUUGUCCGUUCUUGCUGCUACCAGAGGCUUGCAGGUCUCAGGUGAAAAGAAGAUUGAACAAAGAAGAAGAAGAAGAUCAAUGAUGACGGCUUCACUUCGUGAAAUAAUGACGACAAUAAUCAAGCUGGUAUUGGUUGGUAUGAUCUGCUUUUUUAUGAGAGCAGAUGCUUCCAAAGAAACGUCUUGCGAUGCUUAUCAAGUUCUGAAUGUGCGAUUAGCAACCGGCAACAAUGCAUCUGAAGGGAUCGUAGAGGUAUGUGUAAACGGAACCCGUGGACACAUUUGCGGUGCAUCGUGGGACAAAGCUGAUGCCGAUGUAGUUUGCUCAAGUCUUGGUUUUACCAGGGCGCGAAGAGCAUUUAGCUUUUAUAGAGACGUGCCGGCUGAACCAGUCAGCGACGAGAUGGUUCUUUAUGACGUGACAUGCACCGGAGACGAAUCCACUUUGUUUGAAUGCUCGUAUCGAGUGAAUCUCACAGGAGGCUGCUACUUGGGAGAAAUAGCUGGAAUCGAGUGUUUACAGGAUAAUGGAGAUGUAUGUAUUCCUGGCUUGUGUCAUGGGGACAAAGAUAUGGAAGCAGAUUUCACAUGCAACCCACUGACAGAUGGAUGCUUCAUUUUGCCUUGGAAUGGUCAAUUACACUGUUCUUUUUACGACUUGGGAUUGUUCUCGUUGGAGUGCAUAAGCUGGGACGAACUUGGUUCUUCGCUUAGCUCUGAAGGAAUAAAAGAAGAAGAGCGUGCUGAGCUUCUUAACUUCGAUGGCAACGUUGUCCUCGUCUCAAUUGAUAGCAGAAUUUUUAGAGGAUUUGAAAACUUGCAUUUUCUCUAUUUUGAUAACAACAGCCUGACAGAAAUCCAACCUGGCAUGUUUGAAGGGUUGUCUUCUCUAAGAAUUUUAAAUCUAUCAUCUAAUGCUAUCAAUUACAUACCGAAUGGAGCAUUUGAUGGACUGGAAAGCCUGGUGAUGUUGGACUUGAGUUACAACCCCCUAUUUCAUAUAGACGACAAUUCACUUGGAAACUUGUGGAACCUUGAAUAUCUGUUCCUUAUUGACAUAUACCUACCAUCUUUGGAAGCAGGUAUAGCGCAUAACCUCUCUUCUCUGACGGCUGUAUCUGCAUCAGAUAGUAGGAUAUGCUGUCUUGUAUCGCGUGAGAUGAACAAUGUCAACUGUGCCAUGACAGCUCCCAAAAGCCCGUUGGACACGUGCGGUAGACUCUAUCCAAGCGUAGUGCUAAGAAUCUUUGGCUGGAUAAUAGGUCUUACCGCCCUGGUUGGAAAUUUCACGGUACUCGCUCUAAGAUUUCGUCUGGACCAGAAACUAACUGUCCAAACACUGCUGAUCAUCAAUCUAGCUGUUGUUGACUGUCUCAUGGGUGUUUACAUGAUGUUUGUAACCUCAGCUGAUGUUUAUUUUGGUGAUAAUUACUUUCUAAGAGCACCAUGGUGGCGAGAUUCAAUUGUCUGCAAAGUGGCUGGUUUUCUUGCCUUUCUGUCCAGUGAACUCUCUGUUCUAACAUUAACCUUGAUCACCCUUGACCGAACGAUAUGCAUAGUCUAUCCUUUUGGGAAACAUCGGAUGAGCUUCAAGGUAUCCGCGAUACUUCUAAUCGUUAUCUGGAUAUCCGUCUCAGUAAUUGGUAUUGCGCCAUUCCUCAUCAACUCCUCCGAUAUCUAUGGUCUCUCCGACGUCUGUCUUGGAUUGCCACUCCAUGUUGAUUCAGGGGAAACUGGCAUCUUACGUUUUCUAAGAGAAUCUGCCUGGUCUGAAGAAUUCAUUGUUGUGUACGAUGUGAUUAGCAGCGAAAUUAGACCAUCAUGGAUAUACUCCGUGGUAAUCUUCAUUGGAGUUAACAUGGUGUUGUUCAUAUUGAUGUUGGUCUCCUAUAUCGUAAUGUUCGUUGAAGUCAAGCGAUCCACUCAGUCUGUUGGAAACACUGCCGAGACCAGAGGGAGGGAAAUUAAGGUCGCCAGAAAGAUGGCGUUUAUCGUAGGAACCAAUUUUGCUUGCUGGAUGCCCAUAAUAAUCAUGGGUAUCCUUACUCAGACCGGGCUGGUGGUCUUGCCAAGUUCAUUGUAUGCAUGGGUCGUUAUAUUUAUUUUACCAAUCAAUUCAUCGAUAAAUCCAUUGAUCUAUACCUUUAUGAAUAUAAACGAAAAGAAGAGGAAACUUAAACAAAGUACAUCUAAUACCACAGUUACAACCAUUAGUAACUCGCAUAACAGCAGAAAGGAUACUUCUAUCUAAAGUGCGUGUAACUUGUUGUCUUGCGCCGACAACAGCCGCAUUUGAAAGAGAAGACGCCAGUUUAUGCAAGUCCAUGCGCUGUGAUUUGCUCAUUUUCCCUAUGCAUUUUCUUAACUUCUAAAGAUCAUAUAUAAAUGAAUUGAUCCGAUUGAUUCGGUCGAGUCCAAUAGUUUCAGUUGAAAGUCGCUUUAAUCUGUUUGCCCCCUCCUUAGCUUUGUUGCAUCUUCAUAUAUAGGCCUAUGCAUAUAGCGAUUCUUUCAAGGAUCUAUACUGAUGGUUAUACUGAUCAUGAUAAUGAAAAUUGUGUAAUGAUAGUAAUAAUAUAUAUCAAAUAUAUCUAGUAAAUAUAGUAUAUGAUGAGCCUUCAGUCUAGUAUCAGGGUACGCAUGUACUGAUCAUCAUUCUUUUUCAUAUUAUUAAUGUUAUCUUCAAAAGAUCAUAUUGUUGUCGCACCAUUUAUUGUAUCUUUGCUGUGUGUUUUAUUUGGGAAUAAAUAUGUAGUACAUACAAAAUUGUCUUGUUAUUUUGU